AAAAUGAAAAAUAGAAUGUGACUAAACCAGUUAUGUGUGGCCUAGACAGUAGAUACGACUCGUUUCUUCACAGACUUCACGACUAAAAGUUCUGCAUUGCUUCCUCACCCUUCACUUCAACUCCUUGUUAUCAUCAUCUUCCUCACUCAUCUUCCAUUCCAUGGACUCCAUCAUCAAAUCACCCUUCCCAGUUUUCAUGACCAACCCAUUUUCACUCUCUGCAAGACCUCUCAGCAGACCCUUCAAGGUUUCCAUCAAACCACCACCUCCAGGUUUCGAUUACAGGCUAGAGAUAUUCGAGGAGUCCAGAGCCGCCAUAGCUGCAUCUCACCCUGAGUUGCUCGACUUGGCUGACAAUGGGAGCUUGGUUUUGGUCCAGAAGAAGAGGUUCGGACCUGUCCCUUCUUGGAGAACUGAAUUUGUCGAACCUGAGUCAAUAUGGUUGGUGGGAACUACCCAUGUUUCGAAAGAGUCUGCUUUUGAAGUAGAGCGUGUUGUAAAGGCUGUUAGGCCAGAUAAUGUGGUUGUAGAACUCUGUAGAAGCAGAGCUGGGAUCAUGUAUGCUACUGCUGAUGAUGAGCUUGGCAAACAAUUAAGGUCUAAUAUGUUUUCUUUGAGCGGGACUGGGUUUUUUGGAGCUGUUGGUCGUAGCAUAAACCUGGGUGGUCAAACUGCUUUAGCAUUACGAUUACUUCUGGCUGCUUUUUCAUCAAAGAUCUCUUCAGAUAUUAACCGACCCUUCGGUGAUGAGUUCCGUGCUGCUCGAAAAGCUUCUGAGGAAGUUGGGGCGCAAAUAGUUUUGGGAGAUCGGCCAAUUGAAAUAACACUUCAGAGAGCUUGGAAGUCUUUGAAAUGGACUGAGAAAGUGAGUUUAGUGAGAUCAGUUAUUCGUGCGAUAGCAUCUUCAUCUAAUAUUUCUUCAAAUGAACUUGAGUUGCAGGAAGCUAGGUCAGAUGGUGGUAAAUUUCAGCUUUAUGAGCAACUGAGUUUUUCAUAUCCAUCACUAUUGCCGCCUCUUAUACACGAAAGAGAUAUUUAUCUUGCAUGGUCUCUGAAGCGGAGCAAAGCUGUGAAUAACUGUAAAAGUGUAGUUGGUGUCAUUGGAAAAGGCCACAUGAAUGGUGUUGUAUAUGGACUGGUAUCUGAUACAGGGAGUUUGAGGUUUCGAGACCUUGCAGGGAAAAAUUCAGAUGAUGGGGGCUGGAUUGAUGGCCUAGUCAAGAGUUUAGUGAGGGACACCAUCAUCGGCAUCAUCUUAUGGGCCUUAUACGAAUUCAUAAACGGCAGAACAUAAACCAAACCCAUUACUUAUUCAGAUUUGGUGAGAAAUCCCAAUCUUCAAGAGCAAAAGAUUAUACUAAGAGAUUUUAUCUUAGUUGUACAUCAUGAUUUACAUAAAGCAGGUACGCCAUUGCUUUGUUAUGAAGAAAAAAGAGAUACAACAGGAGAGAAGAAAGGGAGUGCUAGUUUUAUAUUUUGCUAGUUAUGUGAUGGGAAUAUUGUUUGCAAGUAAUAUUUCCCAUUGCACUAAAAUACAGAUAUGAAAAUUGUAACUAUUUGUACCACAAUGCCACUGGUUAGAGAAACAGGUUCAUGUACUUUCUUACAUAAAUUGGUCACUUUUUUAUCA
Molecule: messenger RNA, 1630 nt
Organism: Lotus japonicus
Lineage: Eukaryota; Viridiplantae; Streptophyta; Magnoliopsida; Fabales; Fabaceae
Exons: 7
Coding region: 161-1294 (377 amino acids)
Source: RefSeq, a predicted model, not a curated record